Argiope bruennichi is the source of this 1945-nucleotide messenger RNA. RefSeq lists its product as uncharacterized. The coding region runs from base 1 to 777 and encodes 258 amino acids. The record is from RefSeq and is a predicted model, not a curated record. Lineage: Eukaryota; Metazoa; Arthropoda; Arachnida; Araneae; Araneidae. The transcript is spliced from 3 exons.
AUGUUGGCUAAUAUGCGUAGCAAAAGGAAAAAUUGCCAGUCAAUCACCCCAGGAUAUAUUUUGGAUUCUUUGGCAUUUCCUCCAUUGCCUUCCUGUGAUCAGCUUUCAUUUUUGUCAUCAUGGCUACAGCAUUCUGGUUCUGCUUUGCCUUGUAGCAAGGUACCAACUUCUGUUGACCCAGUUCCUUCAUAUGUUUCUUCUUUUCCAUCAGCUUCUCAAAAAGAUCAAAAAUGUCAAUCAAUUGCUCCUAAAUUCAUUUUGGAUUCUAUUGAGUUUCCUGCAUUGUCUUCCUCUAGACAAUCUUCAUUUUUAUCAUCUUGGUCUAAACAUCCUGCUCCUUGGCCUUUAGCGCAGCCAUCUGUUUCAGCUUGUGCAGUCUCAACCGCUUCUCGCUCUCUUCCACCCUCUCCACCUGUGCCUCCUACUGGUCAUGCUCAAUUUCUUGUACCUAUCGUUUCCUAUAUGCCUAUGGUUCAGUUCUUGCCAUCCCAUUCUAUUACUGUGUCACAUCCUCCAUUUUAUGUACCUGUUGUUCAACCAUUUCUACCAGCUAUUGUACCUGCUGCCGUUUCCUCUCUUCCAACUUGCACUCAGUCAGUUGUUGCAUGCACUCUGGCGACCCACUGUGAACCAGAACUUGUUCGCACAUCCCCAGUCCAUUCUGAACCAGAAGCUCCUUGCAUCUCCCCAGCCCGGUGUCGGCCAGCAUGUGCUUCUAACAAACUUGGAAAAGCAAGAAUUACUAAGAUGAGUAAAAAUAUUUUUUUCAAAAUGUGACAAAAAUAUCUAUGAAAAUGUUAUUUGCAGUAUUCCUACAACAAAUAAAUUUGUAGUGUUACUAGAUGAUCGUAAAGAAGAAAAUAGGACAUAUAUAGUUAUGGCUCUAAAUAUCACUGGAGGAGGUGCCCAGAAUUUCUCAUAUUCAAAGACUUGUGAUUAUUGUGGGAAAACUUAUUUAUUAUUAUUUGCUUACGCAAUUCAAUUCAUCCAAUUCAUAUCUGUUUCUUGUAUGGUAGAGGAAUUAAGGAAAGAGCCAUACAAUAUUUUAAUUUUUAAAUCGAAAAGAAUUUUAGGCCCUGCACAUUUAGAUAAUCUGCCAAACUAUGAAAGUUAUUUUGCAUUAGAUUUACAGAUUUAAGUACAAAAGGAUAUGUUAGUUAAGCAUCCAGAUAAAAUUCUUUGUAUUGAUGCAACUCAUGGCACAAACUUUUAUGACUUUUAUCUUCUUUCUCUGCAUGUUCAGGAUGAGUAUGGUCAAGGUUAAUCCAGUUGCACAUUGUGUAACUAAUGAUUUAGAUUAUCAUACCUUAAUUGAUUUAUUUUCAAGUUUACAUUGUCAGAUUCCUGACCUGAAUGUAAAUAUUGUAAUGACUGAUGAUGAUGGUUAUUUCUUUAAAGCAUUUAAUUCUGUAUUUGGUCCAAAUAUAAAGCAUCUACUAUGCCAAUGGCACAUUUUUGUGCUUGGGAAAGGGCAGUUAUCUUCAAAAGAAUGUGAUAAGUUUUGCCAUCAAAAAAUGUUACACGGGUUAUUAAAAAUAAUAAAGGAAGUGUCUGAAAUAAAUUUUGAAAAUAAACUUUUAAUGUUUAUUGACUGCAAUUCAAAUUAAUGCCAAAAUUUUAUUGAUAAUUUUUUUAGAAAUUAUUCUGGGAGAAAAGAAUUAUGGGCAACCUGUUUUAGACGAUUUCCACAUAGUAAUACCAAUACUAACAAUUAUUGCGAAUCUUUUCGCAAUCGGUUAAAAUCAAUAUAUCUUGAGCGUAAGUAUAAUAGGUGAAUAGAUGAUCUUGUUUCAACUCUUUUGAAAAUGGAAAAGGAUUGAUUUUUAAAAUAUUCUUAUAAUGCUAUUAAUAAUAUUCCUAGUCAUUCCAAGUUCAUUAAAACUGUUAAAGACAAACAUGACAGGGCUGUAAAGAUUCAGAAUACAGAUGUCAUUGAAUAUGACAA